ACUUGCACAAUGGAUAAAUCACAUGUCUCUGCUUCAUGUCCUCAAGAUUUUUCUCAAGAGUAAAAUUUAGGGAGCGAUUUACUGAUUCUUACAAAAGAGAAAUAGUUUUCACUUCUGAAAAAUCGUUUUUAAAAAAACAUCUGAACACCAAUCUGCAAGAAAAACUUAGUGCAUGUGACAUCUGUUGUAAAACAUUUUUUCUCCACCAAAAUUUGAAGGCACAUUUAUGGACGAAUACGAACGAGGUGUCGUUUACGCAUACCAUGUGUAGUCAAGUAUUUUCUGAAAAUUUAUAUUUGAACAGACAUUCCAAAGUGCAUACAAAAGAAAAGUUGUACAAAUGUGUCAUAUGCAAUAAACCCUAUUCUUAUUUGCUAAAUUUAAAGACACAUUUACGGAAUCAUACAAAAGAAAAGUCAUAUGUUUGCAAUAUUUGUAAUAAAACUUUUUCUGGGCGGGCGGCUUUAAAAGUGCAUGUACGGGUGCAUACGAAAGAGAGGCCGUUUCAGUGUGGUUUCUGUAAUAAAGCAUUUUCCCAGCAAGCGAAUUUAAAAUCACAUAUAUUAGUACAUACAAAAGAAAGGCCGUAUGCAUGUAGCAUUUGUAAUAAAGCAUUUAAUCAGAGUACAACUUUAAAAAUGCAUUUGUUAACACAUACAAAAGAAAAACCGCAUAUCUGUGGCACAUGUAAUAAAGGAUUUUCUCGAAAACAAUAUUUAAAAACUCAUUUACUUAGCCAUUCAGAUGAGAAACGAUAUGCUUGUGACAUUUGCAGUAGAACAUUUUCAGCUCAGUGGGGUUUGAAAAGUCAUGUAUUAAUGCAUACGAAAGAAAAACCGUUUACAUGUGAAAUGUGUAAUAAACAGUUUUCUCAGAAGUCGAAUUUAAAAAGACAUUUAUUUACUCAUACAAAAGAGAAGCCGUUUGCCUGCGACAUUUGCAGUAGACCUUUUUCGGAGCGCCAUCAUUUAAAGAUACAUUUACGAAUACACACAGAAGAGAAACCAUAUGUAUGUGACAUAUGCAAUAAAGCAUUUGCUCACGGCUCCAGUCUAAAGGCACAUUUACAAAUACAUACGGAAGAGAAACCGUAUGCAUGUAACAUUUGUGAUAAAUCAUUUACUCAGAGAUCAAUUUUGAAUAGGCAUUUACUAAUACAUAUGGAAAAGAAACCAUAUGAAUGUGACAUUUGUAAUAAAUCAUUUACUCAGAAUUAUACUCUCAAAAUGCAUUUACGCACGCAUAAGAAAACAGAAAUGGCUUGUAUGUGACUUUUAUCUUGUAGCUUUAAAUGCAUACCUGCUGACACUUGCCAUCAAGUGCAAAUAACCUAUGCACCUGUAAAUUAUAGGAAGCUCUUUUUCAUCAAGAAAAUUUCGACAAAUUCUCAUCGACACUUACUAAAAGCUUGUGAUGCAUGUAAUUUCAGUUUAUAUAUAUAUAUAUAUAUAUAUAUAUAUAUAUACACACACACACAAUUCUAAAAUAAGAUAGCAUUACAAAUGGAAUAAUUUAUGAAUGUGUAAUAGUCCAUUUUUCAUUUCGUAAAGCAAAUUUCUUUUGACUUGUAACAGCAUGCACAGUUUUAUUAUCAAUGACAACUUGCGCAAUUUUAGUAA
This is a messenger RNA of Argiope bruennichi, 1619 nucleotides long. RefSeq names its product zinc finger protein OZF-like. The transcript has a single exon. Gene Ontology annotation, cellular component: nucleus. Bases 36 to 1271 code for a protein of 411 amino acids. Gene Ontology annotation, molecular function: RNA polymerase II transcription regulatory region sequence-specific DNA binding; DNA-binding transcription factor activity, RNA polymerase II-specific. Lineage: Eukaryota; Metazoa; Arthropoda; Arachnida; Araneae; Araneidae. Gene Ontology annotation, biological process: regulation of transcription by RNA polymerase II. The record is from RefSeq and is a predicted model, not a curated record.